AUGCACCGCCCCGGCCAUCAUGAUCAUGGCCAUGGACCUGGCGGCGGUCCAGGAGGACCAGGUGGCGGUCCAGGAGGUCCGGGAGGCGGCGGUCCAGGAGGCCCGGGCGGCGGUUGGGGAGGUCCAGGAGGCGGUGGUCCCGGAGGCCCAGGCGGCGGUGGUCCAGGAGGACCGGGCGGCGGUGGUCCAGGAGGUCCGGGAGGCGGCGGUUGGGGAGGUCCAGGAGGCGGUGGUCUAGGAGGACCUGGUGGCGGUUGGGGAGGUCCAGGAGGACCGGGCGGCGGUUGGGGAGGUCCAGGAGGCCCAGGCGGCGGUGGUCCCGGAGGACCAGGCGGCGGUGGUCCAGGAGGACCGGGCGGCGGUUGGGGAGGUCCAGGAGGCGGUGGUCCAGGAGGACCAGGAGGCGGUGGUCCAGGAGGACCAGGAGGACCAGGCGGCGGUGGCCCAGGAGGACCAGGCGGCGGCGGUCCAGGGGGACAUGGUCGCUGCUGA
Molecule: messenger RNA, 492 nt
Organism: Prunus armeniaca (apricot)
Lineage: Eukaryota; Viridiplantae; Streptophyta; Magnoliopsida; Rosales; Rosaceae
Source: the annotation of a GenBank genome assembly